Ornithodoros turicata is the source of this 3414-nucleotide messenger RNA. RefSeq names its product synaptogenesis protein syg-2-like. The coding region runs from base 222 to 2180 and encodes 652 amino acids. The transcript is spliced from 9 exons. The record is from RefSeq and is a predicted model, not a curated record. NCBI's taxonomy places the organism in Eukaryota, Metazoa, Arthropoda, Arachnida, Ixodida, Argasidae.
GCCGCGUUGUUCGGGCUGUGUCUAACGGUGCGAGUGUACGGCUGAACGAGUUUUUUUGACAAAGAUGAUUCCGCAUUUAGCCGAGACGACGCCUGAACGUUUCAUCCGUCCACCCGCACGCCCGCCCAAGUGUCUGGAGACCACCUACGCAAUUGGAGCAGCGAUCUUGAGAUGCACGUCUGCAAGCGGUCGAAGGUAAGGGAACGUCUCUCCCCUGCCCGAUGGAUCCAUCCACGGCAGUGUCGGUGCACUGGCAGAGGGAGCAUCGGGAAGAGAUGUACCGCUUGGAACGUACCCGUAUACCAGGAUCCGACGCUACCUUAGCUGGCGGAGUGCGUUGGACGACACCGCGCUGGGAAGACCGUGUGUUCUUUUCCUUGCUCAGCUCCCCUCCCGCUCUCAAGUUGAGCUCAGUGCAUCGGAGCGACACUGGGACUUAUACAUGCCACGUUACGUACGCCAAUGGAACACUCUGGAUUGCGUCACGUGUUGAUCUGUUCGUCGCCGUACCAAUGGGACCCCUGAUAAUCAAAGACGACAACGGGACCUUCCUGAGAGACAUCGCUGGUCCUUAUCGUGAAGGCGAUACUCCUGCCUUUACCUGUGAACUAGCUCAGUUUGACUACAACGUGACCAUGACGUGGAGCUGCGAUGGCGACCAUUGUGGAACGCAACCGCCGACGAUCCCGACCCCUACCGGGGGGUGGACGAGUACGUUGCAAAUGGGUACCCUUCGCAGACGACACUUGCUAACAAACGUCACCUGCGAAGCCAACAGCAAUGUCUCAAAUCCAGUCACUGUUUCAGUGCUUCUGGAACUGAGCCUGAUGCCUCUGACGGUCACCGUCCAAAGCUGGCACCCUACCAUCAUUGCCGGGCUUCCGCACGAAAUGGAGUGCACCGUCACCGGAACGCGACCGCCUCCGAGGAUCACCUGGUGGCUGGAGGAUGAAUCUCUUGAAGCCGUCUACAGCGACGUCUCCCCAGACGGGAACGUGUCUUCGAGCGUUGUCAUCAUAACACCCACAGCAGAAGCCGCUGGGAAAUCGCUGGAAUGCCGAGCGGAAAAUGCACGUUUGCCGCAGUCGCCUGUCAGCGGAUAUUACAUCAUCGGCAUUCCAAGCAAACCCAUCGUGGAAUUGGAGCUAGGUUCGGGGCUAAAUGUCAGCCACAUCAGCGAGGGUAUGGACGUCUACAUGGAGUGCACCGUGCUGGCUGUUCCCUCCGAGUCAGAAGUCGUCUGGACGCAUAACGAUAGGACGCUGGCGGCUGGCACCUCUGCUGGCAUGCUAGUCACUCCUCGCUUUCUCGUCAUCCGCUCGAUCACGAGAAAACAUCGUGGUCAGUAUGUCUGCAAGGUCGCCAAUGACGAGGCAGAAGUGGAGAGCACACCGCUUGUUCUGCGUGUCAACUACUCUCCAAGGUGCCAGCACGACGCCCCACGGCAGCUGGUGGUUGAAGCCCAGAGGCUCGUCAACGUGACCUGCGCUGUGGACGCUGAUCCUCCGGCGCUGUCCUAUUCCUGGUCCCUGAAUGGAACGGGUGCCUUGACAGGUGUCGGCAGCACGAGCACACCCAGUCUUCAAUUCAAAGCACAGAAUCUGCCCGCGACCUUGCUUUGCUGGGCUCGAAACAGAGUAGGGUUCCAGAGGGAACCGUGCCAAAUUCUGCUUCUUCCCCGACCCCUCGGCCCGAGCAAAGAUCAAGCGGUAGACGGUCUCAAUUGUUCAGUUGGAAGCUACACUGAGGUGUCCUUUAUGCUCUCCUGCCGGACACAUCACAACGUCAGUCAUCUCACGGUGGAAGUCUAUGAAGCCGGCAAAAAAAGGGCACUGGCACAAAAGUUUAACACUUCUUCCUUGAGUGGCAUUUGGACGGGAAAGCUGAAGCCUGCAACAGACUACCUGGUGGUCGUUCACGCUCCUUCUGGUUUGACGUUUCGAACUUACGUUCACACGUUGGUCCCUGCGCAGAACCUCAAGAAGCAAUCUGGAGGAAGCUGGUUCUCCGUUUCGGCCAUGUUUGCUGUUGCGUGCGGCAUAGUCAGCUGUCUAAUCAUUGGCGGAAUAGGGCUGUGUUGUUUGUGGACAAAGCGGACACAGAAACCAGGUCGCCAAAAUGAAGUGCAGAAAGGCACGGACAGUAAACCUAACGCGCUCUCAAAGGAAGAUGGUUCUUAGAAGAUGCCCUCCAGGACAUGUGUGUGUGUGUGUGUGUGAUCCGUCCAAGAACUGAAAUGUGCCUUGCCAGGUGACUUCUUGACGUCACCGCCGUAUCAACUCAUCGGUGAUGCAGUGUGUGUGUACGUGCGCUUUCGUAACUCUCGAGAGUGAACUGAAAGCCAAAAGGUGCUAGGCCACGCCACAAUGGUCUCAGGGAAUCUCAUUCACACCUGCAACGGGCGCUGCAGUGGAACUCAUAAUAUGACAGCAGCGCCACUGUGUACAUAUUGUGAACAUCGUGCGCAGUGCGUAUAUAACAACCCUCGUUGCGGCUUGGCACUUCGGAUUCCCAAGCCCCAUAAAUCCGGAAUUUAGCUGUUAAGAAGCGUUAAAAUUUGGGCCGGUUGGUUCCGCGUGCUACAGUCGAUAAAAAAACCCCAGUGCGAGGGAUGUAGAAGGACGAACACAGCACUGCCUUGCAGUGCCUUGUCUGUGUUCGUCCUUAUACGUAGCUCGAACUGGUUUUAAUGCGUUAGCAUUAGAAUCCUCGCUACGAAAGAAUCGAGGCAUGGUCUGUUUGUAGUCAUUGAAGUGGAGAAAGGGAGCUCUGAGCGGAGAAGAGGAGAGGGGAGAGGAGGCGCGCUGCGGAGAGGGAAAGUACAGGUGGAGCGCUUCGCGGAAGUUGGUCACGGUGGAGAGGACGCGCGGUGAGGCGAGGGAAGCGCGGUGAGUGGAGAGAGAAGGAGAGUGCGCGUGGUGCGGCAGUGCAGCCGCGGUGGUCGACAGGUUCGGACGUGUCUGGACGGUCUGGACGGACGCCAUGGAGUACGAAAGCUGUGCGGAGGAGCGGCGGCGACAGAAGGCUGAGGCUGCGAGGCGGCUCCGCCAGGCUGAAUCGAAGGAAGCCGUAGAGGGUUGUUUGCCUGCGGAUGCUGUCUUGCGUUAGCGUUGUGUAGGGUCGUUGAAGGGUUGUGUAGCGUUGUGAAUGGGUCCCAAAGGGUUUUCAAGUUUUAAUGCUAACACAUUUCCGUCGGAUCCAGCACUGGAUCCAAAAUGCAUUUUGUGUGUGUGUGUGUGUGUGUCGGUUUCAGUCGCUAUUGAGGUUGUGAAGCAAUUUUCACACUGAGAUAAAGUGAGAAAAUACGCUGUUGCGGCAUACUGUUGUUCCGGCUGCGUCAGCGUGUGUGUGUGUGUGUGUGUAUUUUACUGCAAAGUAUGAAUCUUUCGCUUUGUAUUGGAUUAAACUCUCUCC